UUCCUAACUGCCAAAGAUUCAGAAGAAUAUUCCAUCAUCUUGUUUGUGCAGCCAAGCAACUAAGAACAAGGCCACAACUGUGUCCUUUUCUUUCCCAGCUUCAUUGUUGUGGCUGAGGAUAAGAGCAGAGAACGGCCACCAUAACCCACAGCAUAUUUGAAAAAUCUAAGUCUCAUGGCAUUGGCUUUGAACAGCAUAAUCCCCCACACCACAGCUUUGAGCUUAAGCACUUCUUUGCCUUCUCCUAAAAAGCCUACAAGCCUUCAAUUUCAACAGCCUCACAAUCGUCGCCAAAUCACUCAAAUUGUGCAAAGCACUGCCUCGUCCUCCACCAACACCACCCUUUCUGAUGUUAAACUCCAAAUUCAGGAGGACCGCAACUUCAAUCCCACUUCCACUUCUGCCACUGCGUGGUCCGAAUUUGCCAGAAAUGUGUCCGGUGAAUGGGAUGGCUAUGGAGCAGACUUCACAAAGGAAGGGAGCCCAAUUGAACUUCCUGAGAAUGUUGUACCUGGAGCUUACAGGGAGUGGGAGGUUAAGGUUUUCGAUUGGCAGACUCAGUGCCCCACUCUUGCUAACCCGGAAGAGCCCGUUCUUGUGUACAAGAAUAUAGAGCUACUACCAACAGUUGGAUGUGAAGCUGAUGCUGCUACACGAUACACCGUCAUUGAGAAGAACAUUGGUGGUGUGAAUAACGAAGUUUCUGCCUUUGCAUAUCAGUCUAGCGGAUGCUAUGUGGCCGUCUGGCCAGGUGAGGAAAAGGGUAAUAAGUUGUUGGAGUUGGAGUAUUGCUUGAUUAACCCUCAAGAUAAGGAGUCUCGUGUGAGAAUAAUUCAGGUCAUCCGUAUAGACAAUAUGAAGAUGAUGCUGCAGAAUACAAGAGUGUUUUGUGAGCAGUGGUAUGGACCAUUCAGAAAUGGGGAUCAAUUAGGCGGGUGUGCUAUCCGGGAUUCUGCCUUUGCUUCUACGGCUGCAUUGAAAGCUUCAGAAGUUGUUGGGACUUGGCAGGGCCCAAGAGCUCUUGCCAAUUUUGAUGGUUAUGGUUUGGAAAAUGAUAAACAUAACUUUUUUCAAGAACUUUUAGACAACAGUGAGCAGAACUCCGUAAGAGAUGAAAGUGGUCUGAUAUUGCUUCCCAAGCAGUUGUGGUGUUCGCUAAAAGAAUGUAAAGAUGGUGAUACUUACAGCGAGGUGGGAUGGCUGUUAGAUCAUGGACGUGCAAUCACAUCAAAAUGCACCUUCUCAAGCACAGCAUUGCUGAAGGAUAUCUCAGUAUCAUAUGAAACUGUAGCUUUGAAGGCUACAUAGAAAUUUCGGAUGAGCUCCAAUAUGAACUAUCUAUCAGUCGCAAUGCAAGCAAAUUCAAACACAAAUAUCGAAUUUUAUAUGAAAUGUAUCUUCGAGUCUUAUUUUUUUUUCUUUUUCUUUUUAAUCUAUUUUAGGCAAUGGAUAACAACAAUAAGCCAUCGACAUCACGUGGCCAAUAAUGUCAUGUACAAAACUUGUGCUAUUUUGUUCAAACUCAUAGUAAUACCACAUGCUCUGAAA
Messenger RNA from Prunus avium (sweet cherry), 1548 nucleotides. NCBI's taxonomy places the organism in Eukaryota, Viridiplantae, Streptophyta, Magnoliopsida, Rosales, Rosaceae. The record is from RefSeq and is a predicted model, not a curated record.